AGUCGAGCCAGGAGACGCUUACCUGCCGCUUCCCCCCGCCGCCCGGUGCACCUGGCUGCAAGGGCCUCCGUUCGGAGGGAGGGCGGCGACGGCCCCGCGGAGUUGGAAACGGGCGCGCACCGUCCCGGGCACGGUCUCCCCGCCGAACGUGGGGGCACUUGGGCGACUCGUUCCCUGAACUGCCCCCUCCCCUCCCCCGCCUCCGGCUCGGCCCGGGAACGGUGGGACGGCUCCCGGCUCUAGUGACGGAAGCGGACGGUGCCGGGCGAGGAGGGUUCGAAAAUGCCCCGCGCAUUUCUGGUGAAGAAGCCGUGCGUCUCCACGUGCAAGAGGAACUGGAGCGAGCUCCCCGACGAGGAGCGAGGCGAGAUCUACGUGCCAGUCAGUCUGGGCUUCUGCCCACCACAGCCCUACCGGGAACCAGAGCCGUCGGUGGCUGAACCCCCAUCUUGCCCCCUGGUUUUGGACAUGAGCCUUCGGGACUCCAGCUGUAGUGUGGCCCCUGGACCCUGCGUGGUAGCCCAGCUGCCCUCUGAAGACGUGAGUCGUUUGGCAGACCCCCAGAGCAGAGACCACGGCUUCCUGCGCACCAAGAUGAAGGUGACCCUGGGGGACAGUCCCAGUGGAGACCUCUUCACUUGCCACAUCUGCCAGAAGGCCUUCACCUACCAGCGCAUGCUGAAUCGCCACAUGAAGUGUCACAACGACGUCAAGAGGCACCUCUGCACCUACUGUGGGAAGGGCUUCAAUGACACAUUCGACCUGAAGAGACACGUCCGCACCCACACCGGCGUGAGGCCCUACAAGUGCAGCUUGUGUGACAAGGCCUUCACGCAGCGCUGCUCUCUGGAGUCUCAUCUCAAGAAGAUCCACGGCGUGCAGCAGAAGUACGCGUACAAGGAGCGGCGGGCCAAGCUGUACGUGUGUGAGGAGUGUGGCUGCACGUCUGAGAGCCAGGAGGGCCACGUCCUGCACCUGAAGGAGCACCACCCCGACAGCCCACUGCUGCGCAAGACCUCCAAGAAGGUGGCCGUGGCCCUGCAGAAUACUGUCACCUCCCUGCUACAGAGCAACCACCACCUCUGAGUGGCACCGCCUGGCCUGGGUCGCCUGCCCGCUGCCCGGCCAGUCCACCCUCCCGCUGCCUCUUGUGGGCCGCGGUGACCAGGCCUGGAGGCCCCCACCCCCCGCCUGGGCACACGUGCCGGCUUAGGCCCUGCACUGAGCUCUGUUCACGUUUGCGUUUUUGUCUGAUGGGCAGAGGCCACUCCGAGCCCCGGGCCAACAUGGGCGAGGCCCACCUUCAGAGAGAGGACUUCCCACAGGAGGGACGUGAGGAUGCUUGGCAGCCUCCCUCCUCUGGAGCACAGGGGCGGGGACCGCUGGUCCCCCGUGGACAGCAGAGGAAAGAGCACGGGCAGAGAGCAGCCGGGCAAACCCAAGGUGCUGCUGGGGGAGCUGGUGCCCGCCUGCCCCGCGGUGCAUCCAGCGCUCAGGACCGCGGGGGGCGAGGCCCUUCCCACAGGGAGAUGCAUACACGUGCCCAGCCAUGGACGCGUGUGCGCACACAGGAGGCCUUUCCACACAUCACCUCAUUUUUAGGAAAUCGACGACAAGGUGCCAAGGAAGUUUUAUUUCCUUUUUUUAAAGAUGACACAUGUACAGAUAUAUUAAUAUAUUUUUGGUGCCGAUGGCGGCUAUUUUUAAGAGAGGAUGGAGCUGGCUUUGUUCCCUCUCUAUGCAGUUCUAUUUAUCCUGGACAUUUCAUACCUCCUCUGUGCCUUGGCUCUGGGGGGGCUGCCCUCAGCCACCCCCACCCCUCGCACCUAAGACCUUCCUCCAGCCCUGCCUGGGGGCUGCUGGUCUGUCUGUGGUAGCUCGGGCUGCACUGGCUCCUCCC
Molecule: messenger RNA, 1900 nt
Organism: Leptonychotes weddellii (Weddell seal)
Lineage: Eukaryota; Metazoa; Chordata; Mammalia; Carnivora; Phocidae
Gene: OVOL1
Product: ovo like transcriptional repressor 1
Biological process (GO): epidermal cell differentiation; regulation of transcription by RNA polymerase II
Cellular component (GO): nucleus
Molecular function (GO): DNA-binding transcription factor activity, RNA polymerase II-specific; RNA polymerase II cis-regulatory region sequence-specific DNA binding
Source: RefSeq, a predicted model, not a curated record